Scylla paramamosain (green mud crab) is the source of this 4423-nucleotide messenger RNA. Its product is annotated as methyltransferase-like 26. Bases 134 to 892 code for a protein of 252 amino acids. Lineage: Eukaryota; Metazoa; Arthropoda; Malacostraca; Decapoda; Portunidae. The transcript has 5 exons. The record is from RefSeq and is a predicted model, not a curated record.
GCUUAAGACAACUCUCACCUGUUCAUUCCCAACCAAGGUGUGACAAGACAGGCAGCUCAUUCCGCAUUUUCCCCAAUAUAACACCCCCACGUACCAUUUUCUGUGCCCCUUGCCCCUCCCAGUGGUGUAGAAGAUGGGAGUAAGGCACAGACUGUUCUUUUCCUGGCAGACUCUCGCCAUUCUCCCGCACAGAUUGCCUAUAGGUGUGGCAGGGCAGAGGAGGAGUGUGGCAAGCAAGAUGUCCGAAGCCAAGCUGGUGAUCGAGGCGCCAGAGAGGAACAAGGAACCUAUCACUCUCGUUCUGCAAGAUGUCCUGUCUGAGAAAUUUGGGGCCGACUCAUCCCUGAAGGCCCUAGAGGUGGCGUCAGGGACCGGCCAGCAUGUGGUUCACCUCGGCCAGCGCCUCCCUAAGGUAUCAUGGCAGCCAUCGGAUAUGGAGGAGAAGUACUUGGCCAGCAUCAGUGCGUACGUCAAGGAGUCUGGGGCGAAGAACGUGCUGGACCCUCUGAUGAUUGAUGUUUGUAAGCCGGUGAGUGAGUGGCCAGGCAAGUUCUCGGCAGCCUCUCUCGAUUUGAUCCUGAAUAUUAAUAUGGUACACAUCAGCCCCUGGCCCUGCACUGAGGCUCUCUUCAGGGCAGCUGGCCACCUCCUUAGACCCAAGGGCAUUAUGGUCACCUACGGACCCUAUGCCAUCCACGGGGAGAUCACGCCGGAGACUAAUGUGGCCUUCAAUGAGUCGCUGAAGAGCCAGAACGCCGAGUGGGGUCUGCGGGACAUAGACGACCUGGAGAAGGAAGCCAAGAAGAACAGCAUGACCUUUGACGCAAUGUUCAAUAUGCCUUCUAACAACAAGAUCCUGAUAUGGCAGAAGGCCGAGACCGAGAGCGAGUAAAGCAGGUCGCCAGGUCGGGAGGUCAGAGGUCAGGUCAUCCUUCCCCUGUGGCUUGUGCGUUCACCAAAGAGAGCUUAGCACUUUAUGUUAAUUUUGGCACCUAGCACAAGAUUAAAAUAAGGAGGAGUGGAUUGCAUUAAAGAGAUGGAAAGAAUUAAUUAUUUACUCAGUGGUUUGGACGCAUUGUAGAAAGAGAAGACUAGGAAAUUAUUAAAAUAGCCUUGAGAAGAUUGGCAGAAGGGAAACAGAGAGAGAUGCAAGCAGGGAAUUGUGGGAGGGCUGCUAAUUAGUUAACGAGGAAGAUGCAAGAUAAUUUGUGUGCCCAGCUUCUCUCUCUCUCUCUCUCUCUCUCUUUCUUUUUUUCUCUCUUUCUCUCUCUCUCUAAGGAAACAGUUAAAUGAGAAGGAUAGGUUGGCUGGGAAGUGACAGGUGAGAGUGAUUUGGUAGCUUGUGUUAGGUUAGGUGUUUUUUUUUUUUGUUUUUUUCUGUUUUUGUUUUGUUUUUAUUUAUUUAUUUUUUUUUUUUUUUUAGGCUAUCUCUUUUGUGUUUUUUUUUUCCUUUUUUUUCGUGGUUUGUUUGUUUCUUUCUUUCUGUAUUUUUUUUUUUUUUUCUUUAUUUUUAGUUUUUUUUUUUUCUCAUCUCUUCCUUAUUUUCUUCUCUUUCCUUUUUUUUUUUCUCUAACUCUUAUCUUUCUGUUUCUCUCUCUCUCUCUCUCUCUCUCUCUCUCUCUCUCUCUCUCUCUCUCUCUCUCUCUCUCUCUCUCUCUCUCUCUCUCUCUCUCUCUCUCUCUCUCUCUCUCUCUCUCUCUCUCUUUAAUUUAUCACAUCAAAAAUUUCACUUUUCAUGCCGUCCAUGACUAUAGCAUUCCAAUAAGAUUCAUUAUAACGCAUUUACUUUGGCAAUCAGCUGGUGGUGAGAGACUUAAGGAUUGGCAAGCUGGUGACACUGGAAUCUAGGCUGGAGAAUGCUUGAGGCCCUUGAAGUAGUCGUUUUCAAGAGAGGCUAUGUUCUUUUAAGUAUUUCGACAGGCUGUAGUGGAAGUUAUUGGGGUUUUCAAGGGUUUUAAGGAUGGUAAUGAUAGUUUAAAAGGAUCUAGGAUAUAAGUGAAGUUACUGGGGAUUAAAAGCACAUUUUCAUUAUUCUAGUGCUUGUUACAGACUCAAAUGAAAAACAAUAUCAGGUUUUCAAAUUACCAGGAGCAUUUUCGUGAUUCAGGUGACAGACUUAAAGGUUUCUGUAGAAGUUAACUAGAGUUUUUUAAGGGUGUUUUCAUGAUCCCAACGAAAGAUUUCAGUGUUGCAGUAGAAGUUAUAGGAACAUUCAAGGGACGAUCCUAUUAAAGUGAUAGCAAAACGAAAAUUUCACGCCAUUGGUAGAAAAACACCCAUGAGAACCCAAAAAUAAUAAUGUUUAAUGAGAGCUUUACAGAAUAUAAGCCUGUGCUGUGUGUGUUAAGUGCUGGUGUGUUUUCCUUAUGUCAAGCAGUGUUGGAAGUGUUGGUACGUGUGGAUUGAGUGUGUUUAAUGCCUUGUCAGGAGAAUCACAGCCUCACUGAGCAUUAUAUCAAUGUUCUGCCUUGUAGCUUUGUUGAGUAGAGUGUGUUUUGUAUCCUGGGUGUGUUUAGAGUGAUGCUGUUGUGUGAUUUGCGUCAAUAAGGUGUUUGUAAAGUUAAAGGUUUAAUUGGCUGGAAAAUUAGAAUGGCAGUUUAUUUAUUUAUUUAUUCUUUUUUUUUUUAGAUUGGAAAAUAUCUGAGAAAUUAUUGCCCCCCCAAAAAGUUUAUUAUAUUGUGAAAAAAAAAAAUAAUAGCAAUAAAUGGAGGAAUAAAUAAAGUUUGAAAUGCGAAUCAAAAAAAAAUAAUAAUAAUAUAUUCAUAAUAAUAAUAAUCCAUAAUAACAAUAAGUGAAGGAAUAUGUGAAGUUUUGAAGUGAGCAUGUGUAUAAUGGUAGCUUUUGUGUCCUCCCUUCACCUCGCACCCUGAAAAAUACUAUCACAAUACAGUUUUCAGCUUCCAGUAAGGUGUGCAUGCAUUACCGGGUUGUGAUCACUUAAGUAGUGCUCCAGAAAUUAAAAGAAAAAAAAAAAAAAACCGCCCAGCAUAGAAUUUUAAAACGUGCAGAGCUUUGAUUGGUGGAUAAAACGAAGGGAUUAAAAGAUGAGGGAAAGGGUUGAUGUGGAGGUUGUGAUCAGUUGAAAGGGUCAGUGUAAUGUGUAGAUUUUUGUAAAGUUUAUAGUUUGGAUUAUAUAAUUGGUAGGGAGAUGAGAAGAUAAAAGAUGCGAUAGGGAAAUGAGAUGAAUAAGAUAAAGGUGAGGGGUGGAAGAUGAGGUUCAUAGAUAAGGAAAUGAAAGGAAAAGAUUCGAUAAAUUGAUAAAAUAAGGAAAGAAAUUAGAUAAUGACAAAAAAAUAUAUGUUCAUCAGAUAAAAUAAAUAGAUAAGAAACUAGAUGAUGAAAAAGAAGAUUGAUAAGGAAGUGAAAUUAAGAAAAAUUGAAGUUAAGAUAAGAUGAAGCUCGAGAGAAAACUAACAAAAAGAUAAAGGAAAAUAAGAAUGUUGAAUGAGGUAACGAUGAAAGAUGUCUACUGCAUGAAUGAAUAUAUUAGAAUUAACUGAUAAAAAAAAAAAAAAAAAAGAUGCAUAAGAGAAGAAUAGAUGAUAAAAAUGUUGUCAUUGUGAAAUUAAAAGAUUUGGAAAGUUUUGUUGUACUGUGUUGAUAGAAAUGGUUUUCAUAAUUCCAAGACGUUAAAUUUUGAAGAGUUUGACUAUAUGUGGUAGAGAUUAAGAUGGAAAGUUAUUUUUGAGGUUUAACUUUGUAAUGAUUUAGAGAUUUUUUAACUUAAUAUUCAGGGAGUGUUUUUGGUGUACAAGAAUAGAUUAAAGUGUAUGAAAAUUUUGACUUUGAAAUUGAAAAAAGUUUUUUUUUUUUUUUUUUUUUUUUUUUAUAAGAAUAGAUAAAACAUUAUUAUUUUGAAAUUUAACUUAAUAUUCAGGGAGUGUUUUUGGCAUAAAUAGAUAAAAAAUAUAUAUUAGUUUUGAGACCACUAAAAAUUUGGAAGUGCUUUGUCUUGUGAAGUAUAGAUAAAGAGUUUAGAAUUAUUUUGAUAUUUAGCUUACAUUUUUUAUAAGUAUUGUGCUGCUCUAAGUAUAGAAUAAAUACAUAUGUAGUAAUUUUCAUCUUAAACCUUAAAUAAAGUGUUCCUACUGUAUACGAAAGAAAAAAAAAAAUAGUAUGCUGUAUUUUUCUAUUAGCAAUAUAAAUUUAUACAGAUUUUUAAAAAGGUUAUGGAAGAAGAUAGAGUAAAAAAAUGAGUGUUUGAUUUAUUUAUUUAUUUUUAUUUAUUUAAUUAAAAAAAUAUAUAUACAUUUGAUUUAUUGAUUUGUUUAUUUAUUUAUUUAUUUUUUAUUUUUUCCUGACCAAUACACUGUGAUAGGCAAACCGGUGCUGGAGGAGAUAGUCAACCAGUAUAUAUUUUCCUGAUUCAUAUAUUUUGACUGUACUAACAGCUUCUGCAUAAUAAAGAAAUAAUAAUGCUGGC